UGCAGAGAGAAUAACAACAAAUGAUACGGAGAAUGUUAUGAAAGCUUCAGGCAUUGUACAACAAGAGUCUGGGGGAACUUCCUGCAAAAUGAAAGAGGUUACAUAAGUUAAACUCUAUGGAGUGUGCGCACGGUGGAAACCGAAGUUCAUUCGAGUAACGUCAGUCGUGCAUGUUUUUAUUUGUGUUGCAACUAAAGUUCCUGCAGCCUGUUACGAGCAUGGCCAACAAGCGAAAAGGGUCAGUUGAUGCCGCCGCAAAAAAAGAUAGCAAGAAAUGUAAGCAGGUCACAAAGGGGAAAGAGCAAGAGACUGUUAAAAAAUCAGCAAAAAAGAUUACAGAGGAUGGGCGCCCUAAAGGUGAAGCUCCGAAGGCAGUAGCCGCAAAGAAAAGCGCGACCAACUGUAAAAAAGUGCCUGGGGCUGCUGCUAAAACUUCAAAAGCGACGAGUAAACGCCACAGAGCGACCAAGGGAGUCAAAGAAGAGCCUGCACAUAUAAAAGAAGAAGAUGAUGAUGAUGAAAAAAAUCGGCACGUGCAGCCCAGACAGGAGGAAGGCAGCAGUCAGGCUGGCUGGGGUCGUGAGGGAGCCGCGGUGAUGGUGAAGAAAGAGGAGACGGACGAAGACGAGGAGAGUGAUGAGGACUGGGAAGAUGUUGAAGAACUCAAUGAGCCUAUGUGUUCUUCCCUGGGCCCCUCAGAGCCAGCUCUGCCCUCUCAGCCUGUGGAGAUAGAGAUUGAAACCCCUGAGCAAGCCAAGAAGAGACAGAGAAGGGAGAGAAGAAAGGCAGAGUUUGAGACGUACCUUCGCCGGAUGAUGAACCGCUUCACCAAGGAUGUGCUCACAGAUACCCAUAAAGUUCACCUGCUGUGUCUGUUGGCCAACGGUUUCUUUCGGAACAGAGUGUGCAGCGAACCUGACCUGCAGGCUAUUGCCCUGUCAGUGGUGCCCAAUCACUUCACCCGAGUGACCCCGGAGAAGGCUGAUGUCACCUUCCUCUCCAAUCUGGUCAAGUGGUUUACCAAGACCUUCACCCUGAACCCAGAGCUGUCAGACGAUGACGGUGUGAGUCGACAGGCUACUCUAGAGGGGAGGUUUGGGAUGUUCUCUGCCCGGGACCAUGAAGAAAUGACCCAUCUGUUCCUAAUCAUUCUACGGGCAUUGCAGUUCUUCUGCCGUCUCGUGCUUUCACUCCAGCCCAUUCCACUGAAGGGACCCCCAAACAAGAGUAAGUCUAAGACUUCAAGCAGCACUUCUCUGGAGAGCCCUCCAUCAGCUGGGAAAACCAAGUCUUCUGGGAAGAGUCUGGCACAAAAGGCUGGGAAAAUGGAGCAGGAAGUGGAAUCCAUAUGUGAUGAUGAGAACAACAACAACAGUAGUAUCAGCAAGGCAGAGAGUCGUAUUGCUGGGGCAAAGAGACCAGUCAGUCAGAAGGCCAGGUCUGGCAAAGGGGCAAAGAAACUGAAACCAGAAGAAGAUGCUGGUAGCAGCUGUAGUGAAAAGCAAGGGGUGAAAAAGGAAGCGUCGCAGAAGCCCAAGAAUGAACGUCGGAGGAAGGUGGCCUCCAAAAUCAACUACAAGGAGGACAGCGAGGAUGAGGACGACAGCGCCUCGGAAUUCGAGCUCUCGAGCGAUACGGAGAGCAGUUACUCUGAAGGUGAAGAGCAUGGAAGGAGGAGGAGCUCAACAGGCAAACGACAAGUGCCACAGUCUCGGACAAAGAUCAGCCAGGCCGGGAGAAACAAAAGUCAGGCAGGGAAAGCUGGCAAGAAAGCAACGCAGAAGGAGAAGGAGACUCUGGGCAGCGAUAACGAAGAUAUCAAAGAGACCGGCCAGACUGGCAUCAAAGGUACAGACCAGUGGCUGGAGGUGUACCUCGAGGAAUCUGGAAAGUGGGUUUGUGUAGACUGCGUGAGGCCUGCUGUGGCCCUGCCGCAGCUCUGUUACAAACAGGCCACCAAACCUGUAACGUACGUCGUAGGGAUUGACAACGGUGGCUUUGUCAAGGACCUCACCAAGAGGUAUGACCCCACAUGGAUGACCUCCACCAGGAAACGCAGAGUGGAUGAGGAAUGGUGGGAGGAAACCCUGGAGAGCUAUAAGAGCCCUUUCACCGAGAGGGAUGAGAAAGAGGAUAUGGAGCUUCAGGCCAAGCUCUUGGAUCAGCCUUUGCCCACUGCGAUCUCGGAGUACAAGAGUCACCCCCUUUAUGCACUCAAGAGGCACCUGCUGAAGUACGAAGCCCUUUACCCGCCAACUGCUGCUAUUCUAGGGUACUGCCGAGGGGAGGCAGUGUACUCCAGGGACUGCGUGCACACGCUGCACUCCAAAGACACCUGGUUGAAGGAGGCACGGGUGGUGCGACUUGGGGAGGUGCCCUACAAGAUGGUCAAGGGGUUUUCGAAUCGUGCUCGCAAGGCCCGGCUCCUGGAAGCCGAGAACCGUAACAAGGUUGACCUCCCGCUGUUUGGCCACUGGCAGACCGAAGAGUAUCAGCCACCGGUGGCUGUGGAUGGCAAGGUCCCACGAAAUGAAUAUGGCAACGUGUACCUCUUCAGGCCCUGCAUGCUGCCCAUCGGCUGUGUCCACCUGCAGGUCCCCAACCUGCACCGCGUCGCCAGGAAACUAAACAUCGACUGCGCCCCCGCUGUCACCGGCUUCGACUUUCAUUGCGGGUUCUCACACCCCGUGAUUGAGGGCUACGUGGCAUGUGAGGAGUACAAAGAGGUGCUUCUGGCAGCCUGGGAGAAUGAGCAGGCAGAGUUAGAGAAGAAAGAGAGAGAGAAACGAGAGAAGAGAGUGCUCAGCAACUGGACCCUGCUGGUGAAGGGCCUGCUAAUAAGAGAGCGUCUGAAGCGCCGCUAUGGAAAGCAGAGCGUUGCAGAGGCUCAGUCAGGAGAGGCGAACGUGGAAGGGGAUGGGUUCUCCUCUGAGGAAGAAGAAGCUGGCUCCCUGACAGCAGCCACUGACCUGACCGGCUCUUGGCCACAGAACAGGCAGGCGGGCCAGGAGGACGUUGUCGUCAGGAAAUCCAAGCGUGAGAGGAGAGGCCAACAGAAACACCUCUUCCCCUUUGAAAAGAUCUGAAAGGCAAGUCUGAGAUGUUGCCAUUUCUUGAAAUGGCCCAGAACACUUGCCACCUUCUGCUAAAUGUCUUUUCUGGACUGUGUGAGGCAAGACCUUGCUUCUGGGCCUUGACAAAUCUGACCUAAAGAGUAAGCAUCUACUGUACAAUCCCAGUACAGUGUUACUGGGCAACAUUUACAGCUGAUACCUGCUUUUUAAACAGACAUUUAAAUACAUUUCAUAUACAGCAAGGCAAAACAAUGUUAAUAAUUGGUUAUUUUAAAGAAAAGUAUUAUUCAAAGUGGAAUCAGUACCAUGUUAAAGACAAAACUGCAUUUGGUUUAACUCUCAGCUUCAUUUGUAAAGCUGAUGGUGAUAGUAGGCAGUGAUGAGCCUGCAGUUGUAGUUAUUUUUUUCACUGUUGUUUAUGUACCAAUUAGAAGUUAUGGUCUGUAGAUUUAUGAUUGUGUAAUUGAAAUUUUACUAAAUGAAUGUUAAUAAAUAAACAAUAUUUUUUUCUAACACCAAACAAUUUCAAUUUUGAAAUUGAAAA
Messenger RNA from Lepisosteus oculatus (spotted gar), 3618 nucleotides. It is a transcript of the gene xpc, whose product is annotated as xeroderma pigmentosum, complementation group C. NCBI's taxonomy places the organism in Eukaryota, Metazoa, Chordata, Actinopteri, Semionotiformes, Lepisosteidae. Gene Ontology annotation, biological process: nucleotide-excision repair; mismatch repair. Gene Ontology annotation, cellular component: XPC complex; cytoplasm; nucleus. Gene Ontology annotation, molecular function: single-stranded DNA binding; damaged DNA binding. The record is from RefSeq and is a predicted model, not a curated record.